Molecule: messenger RNA, 4731 nt
Organism: Ornithodoros turicata
Lineage: Eukaryota; Metazoa; Arthropoda; Arachnida; Ixodida; Argasidae
Product: helicase ARIP4-like
Exons: 17
Coding region: 343-4356 (1337 amino acids)
Cellular component (GO): nucleus
Molecular function (GO): ATP hydrolysis activity; ATP binding; ATP-dependent chromatin remodeler activity
Source: RefSeq, a predicted model, not a curated record
GAACCGGAAAUUUCGUAAUGGUGCCGCCAUCUCUCCUGUGUCUUGUGGGUUGUUUUGUCAACAGGACUGAGGAAAUUCUCAUGUAUGAUGACCGCUUUUGCAAUGUUUGUUGUUAGGUACAGUCAGGUGGAGUGCGCCAAUGUCCAUGAUGUAAACCGUCAGCAUCGAUGAUCAGUUUGGUCGAAUUGAGAGUGGUUAUGGCUUCAGUCCAUAACGUAGGGUUAGUCACUUCCUCACAAUGGACGUAAUGCUGAGACGGCCGCUUACCCAAAGGUUCGCAGUCCGUUCUGCGAUUCUUUAAACAGUGAACUUUCUCAGGCCAGUGUGAAAUCAAGAGCGGUCAUGUUUCCGGGGUUCACGAAUUCCGUGCCCUCUCCUCGGGGUUCGCAGGGAACAGGUCCCUGGUUCCCUGAGCCUCCAUUCCCGGUGGGAAGAAGUGAACCAGAAGCACAGAACCAUCCUUACUGGUUACCUCACCAGUACCCUAGAGGUGGCAGGUACCAAAGCCCAGAACUGUAUUCCUCAACUGGGCCAAACCCCUGGUGGUUUGGGCACCCGUCGUCUGCCAGGCAGUACUUCCCACAUUCAUUUCCGGAGCGGAGCAACUACUUUGAACCAGCCCAGCAGCAGCAGCAGCAGCAACAACAACAACACUUCCCGAUGGCCACAGAACAAGCGGUUGGGUCACAAGACACAACUAACCAGCAUUUUGUGCCUAGCAACCCUGAUGUUUCGUCAUACUCUCUGGCACCCACACAGCACACUGUUUCUUACAGUGGUGGGGGAAACUUCCCCGUGAACGGUCUGCAAGAUAUGCAAGGUUACCCACCCUUCAACCAGGAACAUGUGCCAUACAAUGUUCCUCAAGGUGCACCUGUGCAAGGCUCAACUCAGCGUUUUAGCCAAGUGAACAAGGUGGCGGACACAGCAGUUGAAGAGAACAGUGGAUGGCAGCAGCCACAAUUUGUGCCACCAUCAAAUGAACCAAAGGAGCAAGCUCCCAAGGUUGAGGAACAAGGAGACAAAAAGCCAAAGGGAAAACGGAAGCGAGAAGAAGCCAAGAAGAAACCAGACGCACCACCUGACCCACUAAAACGGCUACAACGGAAAAAUAUUAGAGAUAUUAAGGAUGACAAGGAAUUGGAUGUGGUGACCCUCAAUGCUCAGAAGGAAGAGCAGGAACGUAUGCGACGCUUGCAGGAGGCCCGCUUGAGAGCCUUGCAGCAACAGGUGACACGGAUGCCCAGUAGUGGCAGCAGCAGCAGCAGUGAAGAAACUACCACAGAUUCCUCAGAAGAGGAGGAUGAGGAGCCCACUGUACCCUUGAGGGAAAUUGCUGAGAGCCGAGUGGUUCGGGAGCUGAAAACUCGAGCCCAGCAGGACGUAAUUGAUAUUUCGUCAGACGAAAGCAAAGCCCUUGGAGAUGAUGAUGAUGAUGAUGAUGACGUUGUCAUUGUGGGAAGUGAUGAGGAAGCAGAAAAUGAGCAGGAGAACAACAUAGAGGACGAAUCUCACAUGAAUGAUGCCAUCAACAUGCCAGAUGAACAGGGCCGGGUCCUCGUGAAUGUAGGCCACCCUCCAGAGGAGCCCGAUGUUUUCCUGGCACCCCAACUGGCUGGCAUAGUUAAGCCACACCAGAUAGGAGGCAUACGUUUCCUUUUUGACAACGUUGUGGAGAGCUUGGAUCGGUUCGACACUUCAAGUGGCUUUGGCUGCAUUCUAGCCCACAGCAUGGGGCUGGGUAAAACCUUGCAAGUAAUCUCAUUUGUGGACGUUCUCCUGCGACACACUGCGGCCAGGAAGGUGCUCUGCAUUAGCCCCAUCAACACCAUCCAGAAUUGGAUGGCAGAGUUUGACAAAUGGGUUCCUGCUCCAGAAGCAUUGGCUCAUGGGAGUGGAAUCAGGCCUCGUUCUUACAACGUAUAUGUACUCAAUGAUCUGUACCGCACCACCACAGCCAGAGCGGAGCUCAUAUUGGACUGGCACAAGAAAGGAGGAGCCCUCCUUAUGGGCUAUGAGAUGUAUCGCAUGCUGGCACUAAAAAAGACAAUCAAGCCCAACAAGAGGAGACGCAGUCCGAAGAAAGAAGAACCUGAGGAUGACACACGAAACAUACAGCUCCUUGAAGAUGUGUACCAGUCCCUUGUGAACCCUGGACCUGACCUAGUCAUCUGCGACGAAGGCCACCGCAUCAAGAACUGUAAUGCUAGUACAUCGUCGGCACUCAAGAGCAUCCGCACACGACGUCGGGUGGUGCUCACAGGAUACCCUUUGCAGAACAACCUGCUUGAGUACUGGUGCAUGGUGGACUUUGUACGUCCCUCGUAUUUAGGCACACGCUCUGAGUUCUGCAAUAUGUUUGAGCGACCCAUCCAGAAUGGCCAGUGCCUGGAUAGUACGCCCAAGGAUAGACAACUGAUGCGUUUCCGAGCACACGUAUUGCACAGUCUCCUGCAAGGCUUUGUGCAAAGGAGAGGCCAUGCUGUGUUGCGUGAUGUGCUUCCACGCAAAGAAGAACAUGUGCUGCUGAUCCGCAUGACCCCAAUUCAACGGACGCUCUAUAAGGAGUUUGUCAAGGAGUUCCUUCACAACUACAGGGUCGCCAACCCGCUUAAGUUCUUUGCCGUUUGCUGCAAGGUGUGGAACCACCCAGAUAUCCUCUACAACCUGGUACAGGAUAAAAAGAACGAGGGAUCUCUCGACAUCGACCUUGACAUUGACUUGGUCGGCCCUGCAGCCAAGGACUGCAAAAAGGCUCCUGCAGGCCCUGCAGACUCCGUAGUUGCGGAUCCUGGCACUGCUCCAGAGAGCAAUGGGCUCAUUGGAUUAUCUCCCCAAGAGGCUGCUGAGGCAGCAUCCAUCACAUCUAAGCUCCCAAAGUACAUGCAGGAACCUGGUUUUGUGCCCUUCAGGGAUAGAUCAGACAACACCAUCAGCUACGAGUGGGCAUACCCACUACUAGAAAAGUAUAUGCCUGGUCUCCUGGAGAAUAGUCACAAGUUCCAGGUUCUGAUGACCAUGAUUGAUCAAAUCCUUGGUGUGGGUGACAAACUUUUGGUGUUCAGCCAGUCUCUGUCCACGCUGGACCUGGUGGAACGCUUCUUGAAUCGUAGGGAAGUUCCCUUAAGACCAGGCCUAUCUCAUGGGGACAAGUGGGCCCGUGGACGAAACUACUUCCGGCUGGACGGGAGUACUUCGGCGCAGGAGCGGGAGAAACUUAUCAACGAGUACAACGGCAAUCCAUGUGUUUCUUUGUUCCUACUGUCAACACGUGCGGGUUGCUUGGGUAUCAACCUGACUGGGGCCAAUCGUAUUGUGGUGCUGGAUGCCUCGUGGAACCCUUGCCAUGAUGCCCAAGCGGUAUGCCGCAUCUACCGUUAUGGCCAGACCAAGCCUUGCCAUAUUUAUCGCCUCGUCUGUGACAAUUGCCUUGAGAAGCGCAUCUAUGACAGACAGAUCAACAAACAGGGGAUGUCAGACCGUGUCGUAGACGAGAUGAAUCCUGAAGCAAACCUGACCUGGAAAGAUGUGAGCACCCUGGUGCAAGACAAUGAAGACGACCCCCCUGUGCCAAACCUGGCUCACUUGGCAGGGAACUACACAGACUCUGUGCUACGUACUCUGACCGUAGAGUACGCGCACUGCCUCACCAGGGAACCCUUCGAGCACGAGUCUCUCCUGCUCGACCGUAAGGACAUGAAGCUAACAAAGUUUGAGAAGCGUUUGGCCAGGCAGAGCUACGAGCUAGCUAAACGUGCUUCACUCCAGGGAGGUCGAGCCCUGACAGCCAAUUUUGCUGCACACACCAAUGGGUACCAAACAUGGCAGAAUCGGCCAGGUAAUGUGACUUUUGUGGCACCUACCAAGAUGACCCCAUCUCCAAUGCGACCCCUCGAUGGCAACGUAAUGCAAGCCCUACUACGCCAGGGCAUGACUGUACAACGUAUGCGGAUCCCUGCCAAGGUCACCAUUCCGCUAAAGGACUCAGAUGACCCCCCAGUGGAAAUUGCCCCUGGAACAGAAAUUCUCGUGAUGAAGACCCCACGCGGUGUCUUCCUCCAGGUGCCUGAUGGACGCAUCAUUGCAGUGCGGAUUCCUCUCAACGAGACUCUACCCGUAGGACAGACAGGUGAAGGAACGAGUAGUGGCAGCAGUAACAAACAGUCCUUUGGGGUGGUGCAGCCAUCACUGCAGUGUGGUGGGAGGGUCCAGCUCUCAUCAGCACGACAGAACGAGAAGGCACCAGAGGUGAUCAACUUGGACGAUGACAGUGCGGAUGAUAGCGACGAGAGCAAAGGAGGAAACCCUAAGGAAGAGGCCACUAUUAGGGAGACUCUACCGACAGUUGCACCCUAAUUUAAGAUCAACAAACAUGUUUAAUGUUCCAUUUACCUUUGUCGUGGCAGUGAUGUACAAGAGUAGGCACUGUAUUAUAGGGACGGACCAAUGGUGAAACGACGUGGAAUGAAUUUGAGUAGCAUCGUGACCCACUGUGACUAUUGUGAACGACUGUACAUAUACCUGGACCGUCUCCUUGGGGGAACAAAUUGUGGCAUAUUUAUUCUUAACUGAUGUAGUGUGUAGCAAAUCUUGCAUAAGGAGGCGAGUUUCCUUCGAGUGGCCCCUCGUAAUGCGCUGUACAUAUUACACUGGUUCACAUUCCUUUCCCACACGUGGAUGUCUCUGUGGAUCAAACUUUGAUGCAUUAAAGGCCCAUGGUUUUACACAGUC